Molecule: messenger RNA, 3024 nt
Organism: Vicia faba (fava bean)
Lineage: Eukaryota; Viridiplantae; Streptophyta; Magnoliopsida; Fabales; Fabaceae
Source: the annotation of a GenBank genome assembly
AUGCUUAUAUUAGUGGGAAACGUGCAAGGGACAAUGAGUUCUCUUGCUUCACCAAUGAGUUUAGGGAGUUUCAUUGGUGGAAGUAGUUCACAUUCUGUUGUUAGAAGAGUUUCUCUUUCUAGAGGGAAUUGUGUUAGAGGUAAAAAAAGAUGGCAUUGUGUUUCUUUGUCUGUUUGUAGAUAUUCAGUUACCACAACUGAUUUUGUUGCUGACCAAGGGAAACCGGUUUCCUUUGAUUCUUCUAACAAUGAUGAUAGUGAUAAAGGUGGUGGAGCUAGUGCUAGUUUUGGACUUAAACCUUCUCCUAAGCCUGUGUUGAAGUCUUCUGAUAAUGACGCGGUUUUAGGACCGGGUUCGGGUUUAGGGGGUUCAUUGAGGAAUGGUCAGGGUUCUGAUGAUGUGGAUGAGAGGAAUAAGGUGAUUGAAUCACUUGGAGAUGUUUUGGAGAAGGCUGAAAAGCUUGGGAAUUCUAAGUUGGAUGGUGAAAGAAGUAAUGGUUCGGUAAAUAAACCACUAGCUAGACCUGAGAUAAAUGAUAAACCUAAGGAUGUUAAACCGGUAAUUUCGUUACAAAAACAUAAGUCUAAGACGUUGAAGAGUAUCUGGCGUAAAGGUGAUUCGGUUGCGAGUGUGCAUAAGGUUGUGAAGGAAGUUCCUAGGCCUAGUGUCAAGAGUAGUGAAGUGGGGGAACCUGUAAUAGGGGGAGGGGAGAAGGUAACAUCUGAGUCUCGUGAUCCUCAGCCUCCUUUAAGGCCUCAACCGACGUUACAUUCUAGGCCUUUGAUUGCCCCGCCUCCACCGCCGCCCGUUAAAAAAGCUGUUAUCUUGAAGGAUGAUAAAGGGCAAGGCGAAACACCUGUUACGCCUAAAGAAAAAAAGGGGCCUAUCUUGAUCGAUAAGUUUGCUUCAAAGAAACCGGCAGGUGACUCUACGGUGGCUCGAGCAGUUGUAGCGCCUUCGAAACCAGGGAAGGCCCCUCCCCAAGGAGGGUUUAAAGAUGAUUUCCGGAAGAAAGGGGCUUCGUUUGGGGCAGGACCAAGAAGACGAAUGGCAGUGAAUAAGGAUGGGACUCCUGACAAGGACACUCGUGGUGCUACAAGAAAAGGAAGGAGAUGGAAUAAAGCGAAUCGUAAGGCUUUACGGCUUCAGGCUGCCAGGGAUGCUGCUCCGGUUAAAGUUGAAAUUCUAGAGGUCAGUGACAAUGGGAUGCUGGUGGAGGAGUUGGCAUACAAUUUGGCAAUCACUGAAGGUGAAAUCCUCGGUUCUCUAUACUCCAAGGGGGUUAAACCAGAUGGGGUACAAACUCUAGACAAAGAUAUGGUGAAGAUGAUAUGUAAAGAAUAUGAAGUAGAAGUUAUCGAUGCCGAUCCUUUCAAAGUUGAAGGAUUAGUGAAGAGAAGGGAAAUUCUCGAGGAAGAUGACCUUGACAAACUCAAAGAUAGGCCUCCAGUUAUUACUAUCAUGGGCCAUGUUGAUCAUGGCAAGACAACGCUGUUGGAUUAUAUACGGAAGACCAAGGUAGCGGCUUCUGAAGCUGGUGGGAUCACACAGGGAAUAGGAGCAUAUAAAGUGCAAGUACCUUUUGAUGGCAAAACGUCGCCUUGUGUUUUUCUCGACACUCCUGGGCACGAGGCAUUUGGGGCAAUGAGAGCCCGUGGAGCAAGUGUAACAGACAUUGCUAUUAUUGUUGUCGCCGCUGAUGACGGUAUUCGUCCUCAAACAAAAGAAGCUAUAGCUCACGCCAAAGCAGCAGGAGUACCCUUAAUCAUUGCUAUAAACAAGAUAGAUAAAGAUGGAGCAAAUCCAGACCGAGUUAUGCAAGAGCUUUCUUCAAUUGGUUUGAUGCCAGAAGACUGGGGUGGCGACAUCCCGAUGGUUCAGAUAAGUGCUCUUCAAGGGGAGAACAUAGACGAUCUUUUGGAAACAGUUAUGCUUGUUGCCGAGUUGCAAGAACUGAAAGCUAAUCCUGAUAGAAGUGCGAAGGGCACAGUCAUUGAGGCAGGCUUGGAUAAAUCAAAAGGACCGUUCGCGACAUUUAUCGUGCAGAAUGGAACACUCAGAAGAAGUGAUGUAGUAGUCUGUGGAGGAGCUUUUGGAAAGGUAAGAGCUUUAUUCGACGAUGGUGGGAAGCGUGUCGAUGAAGCUACACCUUCUAUACCUAUCCAGGUUAUCGGAUUGAAUAAUGUUCCAGUUGCUGGUGAUGUAUUUGAGGUUGUUGAAUCCCUUGAUAUUGCACGUGAAAAGGCAGAGUCUCGUGUUAUAUCAUUGCGAGAUGAGCGUAUUUCAGCAAAGAUGGGAGAUGGCAAGGUCACUCUUUCUUCGUUAGCUUCUGCAGUUUCGUCAGGAAAGCUUUCUGGACUAGACUUGCACCAAUUGAAUGUUAUUUUGAAGGUUGAUCUUCAGGGAUCCAUUGAAGCCGUCAAACAAGCCCUGCAGGUGCUACCGCAAGAUAAUGUCACGCUGAAGUUUUUGAUGGAAACUACCGGUGAUGUAAGCACAAGUGAUGUUGACCUUGCCGCAGCAAGCAAAGCUAUUAUUUUUGGAUUUAAUGUCAAAGCACCAGGCUCUGUAAAAAGCUAUGCAGAUAACAAAGCUGUUGAGAUGCGAUUAUAUAAAGUUAUUUAUGAAUUAAUUGACGAUGUACGAAAAGCAAUGGAAGGACUCCUAGAUUCCGUUGAGGAUCAAGUAUCAAUUGGCUCAGCAGAAUUACGGGCUGUAUUCAGCAGUGGUAGUGGUCGUGUUGCUGGAUGCAUGGUUACAGAAGGAAAGGUUACAAAGGGUUGCGGCAUUCGAGUCAUUCGAAAGGGAAAAGUAGUUCAUGUUGGUAUUCUUGAUUCUUUGAGACGGGUGAAAGAGAUUGUUAAAGAGGUAAAUGCCGGUCUCGAGUGCGGGGUUGCGUUAGAAGACUACGAUGAGUGGGAAGAGGGUGAUAUUCUUGAAGCCUUCGACACAAUUGAGAAGAGGAGGACCCUUGAAGAAGCCUCAGCAUCAAUGGCAGCUGCAGUGGAAGGAGUAGGAGCUUAA